Plasmodium gonderi is the source of this 4611-nucleotide messenger RNA. Its product is annotated as aminophospholipid-transporting P-ATPase. The record is from RefSeq and is a predicted model, not a curated record. Lineage: Eukaryota; Apicomplexa; Aconoidasida; Haemosporida; Plasmodiidae. The transcript is spliced from 4 exons. Gene Ontology annotation, cellular component: plasma membrane. Gene Ontology annotation, molecular function: magnesium ion binding; ATPase-coupled intramembrane lipid carrier activity; ATP binding. The coding region runs from base 1 to 4611 and encodes 1536 amino acids. Gene Ontology annotation, biological process: phospholipid translocation.
AUGUCCUUGCUUUAUAAGAAAACUCUGAAUUUAAUUAAAGGAAAUAACAAUGAAGCCAAAGGAAUUCGAAUAAACAUAAAUAAGCCUAACAAGAGAGGGCACAAUAACUCCGUGAUCACUUCUAAAUAUAACAUUUGGAAUUUUAUAUUUUUAAAUGUAUAUGAACAAUUUCACAAGAUAUCAAAUGUGUAUUUUUUUAUUAUCGGUAUUUUACAGUUAGUACCCGAGUUCACAGCAACGAAUAGAGUGCCUACCAUUUUAUUUCCGUUGACCAUUGUUUUAGUUGCUAAUGCCAUUAAAGAUGCAUACGAAGAUUGGAAUAGACACAAAACAGAUAAAAUUGAAAAUAAUCGAAUGUGUUAUGUUGUAGCCAAUGAAGAAACUAACGAAGAAAUACAUAACACAUCUAUUUGUAGGACUAUAUUUAAAAAGAUAAAAAAAAUUUUGAUGAGAAAAAAAAAAAUAUGUAGCACAGAUAGUUUGUUCGAUGAAGAAAUAUAUGUUGAUGAAAUUACAGAUGUAGAUACAUUUAUGAGCAGUUUUGAAGGAAGUUUAGGACAUAUUGAAGGGACUAUUAAAAAAAGAUGGAAAGACGUAAAUGCAGGAGAUAUAAUUUUGUGUAGAAAAUCUGAGUUCUUCUGUGCAGAUAUUUUGUUACUUUGUACAAGUGAUAAUAAUGGAAUUGCAUUUGUAGAAACAUCAAGUUUAGACGGGGAAACGAAUUUAAAAGUUAAAGAAGCAAAUGGGUUUGUAUUUAAUAUUCUUACAUCUGACAGGGAUGAAGCAAUUAGGAAGGUAAAAAAUUUGAAAGGUUUUAUAAUAAGUGAAAAACCUAAUAAAGAUUUAACAACUAUGUAUGGCACUAUAUAUUUUGAAAAGUUUGAAAAAAUCGAUUUGGAAUUUAAUAAUAACUUAACAGAAAAAUUAAAAGAAACAACGGAAAUGAUAGAAAAUCGAAAAAAACGCAUUUCAAGUGCUGAUUUUAGUAGAAAUAGUUGUAGUAUUGGAAACACACCAGAGGAAUGGAUAGAUGAAUUAAAUGGUCAAGAGGAAGAUAAAUAUGUCAGAAUACCUUUUGAUGAAAAACAUUUUGUAUUGAGAGGUUGUAAAUUAAAAAACACGGAUUGGGUAAUUGGGAUUGUCAUUUACAUUGGCAAAGAAACAAAAAUACAAAUGAAUUCAACAAAACCUAUUAUAAAAACUAGUAAAUUGGAAAUAUUAACCAACAGAUUGACUAUUAUCAUUUGGUUUAUUCAGAUGAUUAUUUGCUUUAUUUCAGCAUAUUACAAUGCAGUAAUUGUUAGUUUAUCUAAAAAAAGUAAAUUCAAAUAUUUGCCCUUUAAUUUAGAAGAAUCGAAAAAACCAUUUAUUGUGGGGAUUAUAUCCUUUUUCUCCUGGGUUGUAAUCACAGCUAAUUUUAUACCUAUCAGUUUAAUUGUUACAAUGAGUUUUGUAAAAGUUGUUCAAGCAUAUUUCAUAUCGUGUGACAAAAAUAUGAUUCAUAAAGUUCAGGCAGAUAUACCAACAUUUGUAGAAGACAAGGAAACUACUAGUCUGCAGUAUAAAAAUUCGCAAGAUUUAGACCCUAAGGAUCAAAGGGACAAACAAAAUCUCUAUCAAAUGGAUAGAUCAUUCAGUAAUUUAACAUUAGAAGAGAAGAAAGAAAAGGACGAAAUAACAAAUGGUAAAGAUAUUACGAGUGGUAAUAAUAACGCUAAUACAGGUAACACAAAUAGUAAUAGCACAAACAGUGGUGGUAAUGCCACUCAAAACGAGCGGAAAAAAACGCUAGCCAGAGUGAUUUCAUUUAAAGACCCGAAAGAAAAGAACUACAUAUAUUUUAAUGCUGUACCAAGAACCUCCAGCUUAAUAGAAGAGCUAGGACAAAUAGAAUACAUUUUCUCAGAUAAAACUGGAACAUUAACGUGUAACGUUAUGGAAUUUAGAAAAUGUGCUAUUAACGGAAUCUCCUAUGGAAAUGGACUAACAGAAAUUAAAAAACACAUUUUAAAAAAAAAGAAUAUUGCAAUUCCUGAGGAACCGAUCAUGAAAUCAAAGCAUAAAACACCAAAUGUAAAUAUAGUAGAUAACGAUUUAGUAAACCAUUUACAUGAUAUAACACACUUUAACCAUGAAGCAUUAAUAGGUUUUUUCCUACAUUUGGCUAUUAAUCAUUCAGUUAUUUGUGAUUAUGGUAAAGAACCCACAACGACAUAUUCUUCAAGUAGCCCUGAUGAAGAAGCAUUAGUAUAUGCAGCUAAACAUUUCGGAAUCACAUUUUUAUAUAGAAGAGAUGGAAAAUAUGGAAUUAGCAUUUUUGGGACUAUAUACGAAAUUGAAACGUUGGCAAUUAUUGAAUUCACCAGUAAGAGAAAAAUGAGUAGUAUUAUUUGUAGAAUUCCAAUUAAAUCGACCUAUACCAGUGAUGAUUCUGGGAAUACUCAAAUUAAAUCCAAUCCAGUUAAGGCAAACGAAGGGAUUCCCAUUAGUUCUAAUCAGGAGGGAGGAACAAAUCCAAAUGUGUCAAAAAGUGGAAAUAUUGUAGAACAAGAAAAUGAUACAACAAAGGAAUCAUAUUCAUGUACCGCUAAUGAAGAUCAAUCUUCACUUUGUAAAAACGAUUGGAACAUUUUGACUCAAUUGAAAAAAGAUCCUAUGGAUAUUGACCUUGUCAUUGGUAAGGGAAAAGAUAAAAAAGGAUAUAAGGAAAAUAAAGAAAAAGAAAUAAUUACAUGUAAAAAUUGCAAGGAGUCAAAAAUUAUGCUAUUUUCCAAAGGAGCAGGAAGUGUAAUUUUAAACAAAUUAGCGCAUAAAACAGAAAUAGAUGAUAUUACAAUUGAACAUAUGGAAACAUAUGCAGACGAAGGUUUGAGAACUCUGUGCAUAGCACAAAGAGAAUUAACAGAAGAAGUGUUUGCAGAAUGGUAUAAACUGUACAAAGAAGCAACUGUAAGUAUAGUAGACAGAGAAGAAAAUUUAGAAAGUGUUGCAGAAUAUAUUGAAAAUAAUUUAACAUUACAAGGUGUUACAGGAAUAGAGGAUAAAUUACAAGAAGGAGUUAGUUCAACGAUAGAAGAUUUAAGAUUAGCAGGAAUUCAUAUCUGGAUGUUAACAGGUGAUAAAAUUGAAACAGCAAUGAAUAUUGGCAUUGCUGCAAAUUUGAUUGACAAUUAUUCAGAGCAAUUCAUCUAUACUGCAGAUUUAAUAUCUUGUGAAGAAGCAUUAAUGAAUAAAAUAGAUGAGGAUAUUAUAAAUAUUGAAAAAACACUCAAUUUACCGCAUUUCGAUUUUAAUGAUAAAUCUAAUGAUAGAAAGCAAGGUUUUUUAAAAAGUUGUUUCACUGUAAAAGAAGAAUGCAACCUUUCAUUAAGUCCAGAUAAUUACAAAUUGUUAAUUAGCUCAUUUAAUCAUGUUUUAGUAGUAGAUGGUGGGUUGCUUGACAUUAUGCUAAGCAAAAAAUUUGAAAGAAAAUUUUUUUAUUUAGCUGAUAAAUGUUCUUCUGUUAUCUGUGGCCGAGUUAGUCCAUACCAGAAAGGAGCAAUUGUCUCUUCUGCAAAUCGAUUAUUAAAAAAAAUUACGUUAGCCAUAGGUGAUGGAGCCAAUGAUCGUAAUAUGAUUAACACAGCGAAUAUAGGAAUUGGAAUUAGAGGACAAGAAGGGGUGCAAGCAUUUAAUUCAUCAGAUUAUGGUAUCAGUCAAUUUAGAUUUCUAAAAAAUUUAUUACUAGUACACGGAAGAUUAUCUUACACAAGAAUUAGCAAAUUGGUGGUAUAUAUGUUUUAUAAAAAUAUUGUUUUAAUUUUCCCUUUAUUUAUAUUCGGAUCACUUUCUUUAUAUUCGGGGCAAAAAAUAUAUUAUGAAUUUUUACUACACCUACAUAAUAUAUUAUUUACGGCAGUUCCAGUGGUAGCUCAUGCCAUAUUAGAUAAAGAUGUGAGUUUAAAUACAGCAUUAGUGACACCAAGUUUAUAUAAAUUAGGAAUAUAUCAUUAUUAUUUUAACAUCAGCACUUUUGUUUCUUGGGUCAUUAAUAGCCUUUUUCAUGGGUUAGUUGUUUUUUUAAUACCGUUAUAUUUUUUGUCAUACUAUAAUAUUCCAAGCUCUGAUGGAACACCCUAUGAUAUGUGGACAGUUGGGAGUGUUACUUAUUUCCUCACAGUUAUAGUUGUCAAUUUGAAAGUUUUGCUAGAAACAUAUUACUUAAAUAUACUCCCGCUUGCUGCAGUUUUUAUGAGUAUACUGGCAUUUGUCAUCCUAGUUAUUUCAUGCUCUUUCAUGUGCUUUGGAAGUAAUAACUUUUUAGGAACAGCCGUCAUUUUAGCCAAGUCUUUACGAUUUUGGUUAGUUGUUCUCUUAGGCAUAUUUACCGCCUUAUCCAGAGAUUACAUUUUUAAGGUUUACAAAAGGAACUUCAAUCCGGAGGUGUAUCACUUUCUGCUUGACAAGGAGGAUAAACCAGAAGGUGAAAAUAAGGUCAUCGACCCGAUAAAUUCGGACAGUUGUCAGGAGGAAGAAAUUAAAAUUGAAAAGUGCAAAUCAUUCGGAUACGCGUUUAGUGAAGUAGACCCCGCAUGCGUUAAGUUGAUUAGAAAACAAGACAAGAUGAUUUAA